AUGGGGUGGGGUCACCUCGGAAGGCAUGGCUCAGACUCCGACGACGGCACGGAGGCCGGUCCCAGCACCGCUGCCACCGAGCCACGGCGGUUCCCUCUGGCGGCUCAGCCGGAAAUGAUGCGCGCCGCCGAGAAGGACGAUCAAUACGCCUCUUUCGUCUACGAAGCCUGUCGCGACGCCUUUCGCCACCUCUUUGGUACCAGAGUUGCGGUGGCUUACCAGAACGAGACGAAGCUCUUAGGACAGAUGCUUUACUACGUUCUCACAACUGGCUCGGGACAACAAACCCUUGGAGAGGAAUACUGCGACAUCACUCAGGUCGCAGGAACUUAUGGACUUCCUCCUACGCCUGCGAGGCGUGCUCUUUUUAUCGUAUACCAGACGGCUAUUCCAUAUAUCGCAGAACGAAUUAGUUCUAGAAUUGCCUCACGAGGCAUUGUCCUAGCUGACUCAGAGUCUGCUGAGGGUUUUGGGGAAAAUGUACACAGGAGCCAUGGUUCUCAGAUUACUGGCACUGGUCCUUUAUCCUCGUCAGGACAAUCUGUUACAACUCUGUCAAGGUUGAAGGGGAGACUGAGUGCAUUUUGGUUGCAUUUUGUUCAGAGAUGGCCUACGAUGCUCCCUUUUGUUCGUGAGUUGUUGCAGUUGGCUAUUCGAGCUAACCUCAUGCUAUUCUACUUUGAAGGCCUAUAUUAUCAUAUAUCCAAACGUGCUGCUGGUAUUCGUUAUGUAUUUAUCGGAAAAGCAUCAAACCAAAGACCUAGAUACCAAAUACUAGGAGUAUUUCUGUUGAUUCAACUUUGUAUAAUAGCUGCUGAAGGGCUCCGUCGAAGAAAUUUUACUUCAAUUGCUGGCUCAGUUCAUCAAGCAUCCUUUGCAUCCCACGAUAGAUCAGCAGAACAUUAUUUACCUGUUUUAAACGAAGAGGGUACUCUGGCAACUCCAGAUGUUGACAAAGGAAGUUGGGUCUCUGAUUCUUCAUCUUCCGAGCAUCAUGCAGCUAGUGGGGUUAGCAAGUGCACACUUUGCCUGAGUGAUCGUCAAUACCCAACAGCCACUUCCUGUGGCCAUGUAUUCUGCUGGAACUGUAUCACAGAAUGGUGCAAUGAAAAGCCAGAGUGCCCUCUUUGCCGCACCCCCAUAACACACUCGAGUCUAGUUUGUGUAUAUCAUUCGGACUUCUAG
This is a messenger RNA of Sphenostylis stenocarpa, 1185 nucleotides long. NCBI's taxonomy places the organism in Eukaryota, Viridiplantae, Streptophyta, Magnoliopsida, Fabales, Fabaceae. The record is from the annotation of a GenBank genome assembly.